GCAUCUGUGUAGUGAAUUCUCAGUCACUAUCUGAAGCUUUACAUGGGAGCAGGCUUUCAUUCCUUUACUGAGAGAUAUACUAACUGAUGAUCAGUCAUCUUCCUCAAUGUGUAUGGUCAUAUUCGCUCCGCUUUUUGCUGUUUGUGCAUUUGCAACAUGUGGGGGAUAUUCUGGCCAGAUAACGGUUAAAGUGGAAUGCAUGGAUAAAACCCAAAGAAACAUCAGCAUCAAUUUUGGCUAUCCAUUCAGACUGCAGCAGGUGCACUUCAAUGUUCCUCUCUGUGAGGGUAAGAGGUAUGAGACGAUCUUCCUUGAGGGAGACUACUCUUCUUCAGCGCAAUUCUUUGUUACUGUGUCUGUGUUAGCAUUUCUCUACGCGCUCCUAGCUACAGUAGUCUACAUUUUCUACCAGAACAAGUACAGAGAGAAGAACAGAGGUCCUCUAGUCGAUUGCCUGGUUACUGUGAUUUUCUCGGGUCUGUGGCUUGUGAGCUCGAUAGCCUGGGCUAAAACUCUCUCCGGAGUGAAGACAGCCAUGGAUGUGAGUCUGAUACAGAUGCUAAUGUCUGCCUGCAGAGAUGAGCAGAACUUGUGUGAGACACUAGAGGAGCCAACCUGGACCAGUCUUAAUGUAUCAGUGGCAUUUGGCUUUCUGAAUUUCUUCCUGUGGGCUGGUAACAUUUGGUUUGCCUACAAAGAAACAGGUUUACACAAGUCCGGUCAGCGCUACCCCUCCAGAACGCCCUCUGAGAAACGCAGCGAUAGUUUCAGGCAGUACAGUCAAAGCAGUUUUGACCAAUCUGGAACAGGCUUUGGACAGAGGCUCUACAACCAGCCAAGUUUUGAUCUAUCAGGUGGAGGACUCAACCUAUUGCAGACCAAUCUAGGACAGCCUAAUGUUUACAGACAGAUGGGCAGUCCCACCUCUAGAGGACCACUCAUAUUUGUCAAUGAAAGUCAGUGAGAUAAGUGAAUGCAGUGUGGUUAUACUGUAUAAGGGAGAUAGUCAGGAGAGAAGAAUGAGGAAAAUAACAGAGUAAAGAUAAAAUAAUCUCUCAGAUACUGAAAAGAGUAUGUAUUAUGAAGUGGAAAAAAGACAGAAAUGGAAUAAAUGCAAAACCCUAUAUUUAUGUGUACAUUGUAUGGUCACUGGCAGAAGAGACAGGAAGUGUAAGUGUUUCAUUUAGAUUAGUUGGUGAUUUUAUAUAUUUUUUGUCAAUUUAAUUAUUAUUAAAUGUGGUUUAAAUAUAAUGAUGUAUCAUUUGUGAGAUUUUUCUUAAAUUCUAAUAAAAAUAUUUUGUGUAUUAUGUUACUUUAAUAGGAACAUCUGUAAUGUACUUUAAGUGACUUUGACCUUGGCAUGGUUGUUGGUGCCAGACUGAUUGGUUUGACUGUUUCAGAUUCUGCUCAUCUCUUGGGAUUUUUAUGAACAGCAGUCUAUAGAGUUUACAAAGAAUGGUCUGAAAAAAAAGAAGAAAAGAAUCCAGUGAGGAAUAUCCUGUAGCUCUCACUAUAUAAACGGUGGUCAGUGUAAGUGGCUGUAUCUAGAUGUAACAACAUAUUCCAUCAUUUAUUUGUGUUCUGCCACUGUAAAUGGUGUCUCUGGUAUUUCCCCCAUGUACAUUUUCAAUGUUUAAUGUAUAUGUAAUGAUUGCUUCCUGUACUUUAUUGAUAUUGUUACAUUACAGGCCUUGAAAUGAAAAUAAAAACCACAGAAGUUAGGAUGUGUCUGAAGAUGUUAAAUCUGUUAAAAGACUGAUCUGAGGGCUGUUUUAUUAAUGACUCAGUCUGUUCACAGUGUUCCGUGCAGUGCAGAAAGUGUGUCAGAGUCUAUGCAAGUGAUGCAAUCAUGUUGUAACUUGCAAAGUUUUAUGUUGAUCUCUCUAAUCUAGCCUUGU
This is a messenger RNA of Ictalurus punctatus (channel catfish), 1898 nucleotides long. RefSeq names its product synaptoporin b (gene synprb). The transcript is spliced from 5 exons. The record is from RefSeq and is a predicted model, not a curated record. NCBI's taxonomy places the organism in Eukaryota, Metazoa, Chordata, Actinopteri, Siluriformes, Ictaluridae. Bases 107 to 964 code for a protein of 285 amino acids. Gene Ontology annotation, cellular component: synaptic vesicle; synaptic vesicle membrane.